CCCCAGCGACCCGCUCCCCGCUUCGAUCCAGCACUGACACCCCACCUCGCAGGGGCCCAGGCGGUGGAAGGGAGCAAGGGCGAGGUGCCAGAAGCCGGAAUGGAACCAGGCGAAAGGAAGAGGCUCCCGUCGGCGGCGGCGUCGGAAGGAGAGCAGAGAGAACACAAGUUAAAACGAGGAAUUCCCCAAGACUUGCUUUCUUCCCCCAAGUUAGACAAAUACAAAAUAGCAAGACAAUUGACGGACAAGGCGGUCAAGGAGAAGAAGAUUUUCUCCAUCUACGGACACUACCCGGUGAUCCGGGCCACCCUGCGGAGGAAGGGCUGGGUGGAGAAGAAGUUCCACUUUCUGCCCAAGCCCGUGGCGAAGGUCGAAGGCGACGGGGAAGGGGUGGCAGAAAACAGAUGUUCUGAAGGCAAAGAAAAUCAGGAAGAGGCUUUGGAGAACACAGAUGACAUCCAUGACUUGAUGUCCAGGUUGGUAAAAAAUGAAAUGCCAUACUUCCUCUGGACACUCAAAAGGGGCAUCGUUGACUAUCACAGCCUGAGCUGUGACCAGAUGCUGAACCACUACGGGAAGACGGCGGCCUUCACCACCAAGAUCGGGCUGUGCGUGAACAUGCGGACCCUGCCGUGGUAUGUCCAGGCCGACCCCGACUCCUUCUUCCCCCGCUGCUACGGCCUCUGCACCGAGAGCGACAAGCAGGAAUUCCUGGACGACUUCCGGCGCACAGUGGCCUCCAGCAUCCUCAGGUGGGUGGUCAGCCAGCAGAACGGCAACAAGAGCAAGCGCAAGAGCAAGGAAGAGGAGGCCGGCGACAGUGACCCCAGCAGCAAGAAAGUUCCUGAGAGCACGGGAUCGAGGCUCAUGGGCCUCUCGGGGCAGCUCGUGGAUGCCGCGUGCAAGGUGUGCGAGGCCUACCUGGGGCGGCUGGAACACAAGGACAUUGACCUUUCUGAGGAUGCCGCCGAGGACCUGACAGAGGACGAGUGGAAGGACCUGAUCCAGCAGUAUUACUCCCUCGUUGGUGGCAACGCUUUCAUCUCCAAUUCGAGAAACCACUUUUCGCAGUGCCAGGCUCUGCUGAAUAAAAUCACCGCUGUGAACCCGCAGACAGAGAUUGACGGGCUUCGGAACAUCUGGAUCAUAAAGCCGGCGGCCAAGUCCCGGGGCCGAGAUAUAAUGUGCAUGAACCACGUGGAGGAGAUCCUGGAGCUGGUGGCCGCAGACCACCUCCCUGCCAAGGACAAGUGGGUGGUGCAGAAGUACAUCGAGACGCCGCUGCUCAUCUACGACACCAAGUUCGACAUUAGGCAGUGGUUCCUUGUCACCGACUGGAACCCCCUGACCAUCUGGUUCUACAAGGAGAGUUACCUGCGGUUCUCCACGCGGCGCUUCUCCCUGGACAAUCUGGACAGCGCCGUCCACCUGUGCAACAGCUCCAUCCAGAAGCACCUCAAAAAUGACGAGGGCCGCAGCCCCCUGCUGCCGUGUCACAACACGUGGACCAGCACCCGGUUCCAGGAGUACCUGCAGAAGAGGGGCCGCGGGGCCGUGUGGAGCAGCGUCAUCUACCCGUCCAUGAAGCGGGCCGUCACCAACACCAUGCGGGUGGCCCAGGGCCGCGUGGAGCCGCGCAAGAACAGCUUCGAGCUGUACGGCGCCGACUUCAUCCUCGGGCGCGACUUCAAGCCCUGGCUGAUCGAGAUCAACUCCAGCCCCACCAUGCACGCGUCUACGCCCGUCACGGCCCAGCUCUGCGCCCAGGUGCAGGAGGACACCAUCAAGGUGGUGGUGGACCGCAGGGUCGACCGAAACUGUGACAUUGGCAACUUCGAGCUGCUGUGGAGACAGCCUGCUGUGGAGCUGCCCCCGUUCCAGGGCUCUGACCUCUUCGUGGAAGGCGUGGGCGCUAGGAAAGCCAAGAGGCAGAUGCCGCCCAUCUCCACCUUUGAUUCUGCAUCUUCGCUCUUGGACAUUCAGCCACUGAAGGAGAGGUGCCCCUCGGCUCUGCCAGGCCUGGCUCCAGCACCCCCUUGCACGGCUCUCCAGCCUGACUUGAGAAUGAAGGACGAAAAGGUACUUGCUUGCACCUUGCCUCUGCCCUUAAACAGGCCAGCAGGGAGAAGUGCUAAAGUGAACUGCGACCUCUCCGAGCCUGGCAGCAGGAUGGAGCUCCCCACCUGUCACCUCCAGCAUCUAGGCCACACCGCCCCGAACACUGGGCUCACCAAAGUCGAAUCCGACAAACGCUGGGAUCCAAACUUAUUAAAGGUGCACCCACUGCGGUCCGUGCUGCCGAGCAUGAAGACAGUGGAGGGUGCCCAGUGUCUGCCACCCAGGCCAUCAGGUAACAGAGCGGGGCUGGUGCCUGUCGGAGCCCCGGGGCUGCUUGGGGCUGCCUGCUCCGUGUCCUCUAGAGGGAGGGUUUGGGGCGCCUGGCCAGGUUGUGGGGAUAGCAGGGGGGCCGAGAGCAGCAGUCCCCUCCACAGGACCGGGUGGGAGGCAGUCCUCAUCUCCCUCCCUUGUGGGGUGUGGUGCCGGUGGGGGGUUGAGCUUGAGAUCUGAAUAGCACCAAGUGCCACAGAUGGGUGGCUGCCAGUGAUCACUGGGCCCUCGUCUUCAGUUUUCUGAAGCUUCUGCUGGAGCUGACCACGUGUGGCCUGGGCGCCUGUCCUGGGCUCGUGCUCGGAGCCCAGGUAGACAGGUGUGGGGCUGCCCCACGUAUCUAGGGGUGGCCUGGCUGUGUCUGCCCCUCCGCUCAGUUUCCAGUGGGCCUGGUACCCAGCAAUGGCCCAGAGAGUGACACCAGCCAGGGCCACACACCCACCGUGCUCUGCUCCAGGUGCACCCGCCUCCCCAGACACACCGGAAUAUCUGCCCCUGCUGCUCCCUCCACCCACCUGGUGUCUGUCCGUCUCUCUGUCUCUCUCUUUCUCUUCCUCCCUCCCUCUCCCUGGAACUAACAGCCUCUUUGCCGGUCUGUCUGCUGGUUGUCUGUCUCCCCCUGGAUUGUAAGCUCUUGGGGGCAGGUGCUCAGUACAUGUUUGCUGGAUUGGCACAUGCAUGGACUGCCCCUCAGAAGAGCCAGCGCCAGGCACCAGGAGCAUGUGCCUUCAGAGCUGGCAGGGCCCUCAGAGGACAUCUCCAGGCCCGCCCUCCCUCCCCACCCCACGUCCAACCUGGCACCAAGGCCCGUCAGCCCUACUGCAUGGCAGCUUGCCUCUCCAGGGGUUUCGAUAGUACACCAUGUGGCUUCCCACGGGCAUAUUCCUAGCAACGAGUGUCAACAGCGCGCACCACCUUCAACCUGAGGAGGUGUAGCAGCUGCUGAAACAAAGUACCACAAACUUGGUGACUUAAACCACAGAAGUUUAUUCUGAAGGCCAGAAGCCCGAAGGCAAGGUGCUGGCAAGGCCGUGCUCUCGGGCUGCGGGGGAGAAUCCUCCGUGUCUCUCCCAGCUCCUGGGGCCGCUGGCAACCCUGGGUAUACCUUAGCUCGUAGACGGUCACUCCAGUUUCUGCCCUGCUUCACACGGUGCUCUGUGUGUUGCUGUGCCCAGAUUUCCCUCUCAAAAGGACACAGUUGUUGGACUGGGUCCUGCCCUGCAGUGUGACUCAUCUGCCUUGAUUACAUCUACAGGGACUCUGUUUCUGAAUAAGAUCACAUUCAUAGAUUCCAAGUGGACGUGACCUCGGGGGGGCUGUUAAACCUGGAGCACUGGGUCCUGUGGGAGUGGCCAGACGGACGCGCGUUGGCCAGUCACGCCAGGGGCCGCUGCUCCCGCUGCUGCCGAUACUCGGCGUGGACGGAGGCCUUUGUCUCUGGAGAGAGAGAGUGGGGCUCGCUCGCGGUUUCCUGCUUACCAAUAAAACGCGUCUUACCUAUUUUCAGACGUGUGUUGGCCAUUCAGGUCUCCUCUUCUGGGAAGUGUCCACCCAAGUCUUUUAUCCAUUUGUCCUUAGAAUCAUGAUGAGCUGUAGGGGUGACAUCAUCUAUUCUGGAUUCUCCUUUUUCAGUUGAUUUGUGUGGCAAACACUGUCCCCCACUUUGUGAUGUCUUUUCACUCCUUUAUGGUGUCUUUUGAUGGAAAGCCACCUUAAUUCUAAUGGACGCAAACAGGCUAAGCUUCUCUUCUACGGUUGGUGAUUUUUGUGGCUUGCGUCCUCAGGCUGAGGUUGUGAGGACCUCUUCUUCUAGAAGCAUCAUUGUGGCCCAUAUGAAAUUUUUUGCUGCAAGUUGAUUUACGUAUCAGUGUGGGGAGAACUGACUUCUUUACAUUACUGAGUCUUACAAUCUAUGAACAUGGUAUAUCUCUCCAUAGGUAAAUCCUUUAAUGUCUUUCAACAAACUAGAACUUUCUUUGUAAUGGUCUUGCACUUUUUUGUUGGAUUUAGUCUUCUAUAUGUCCUAUUUUUUAUUCUAAUGUAAAUAGUAUCAAAAUUUUAAUUGUCUUCUACAAGUUGCAGCUGGUUGAUAGAAAGGGAAGUGAUUUUUGUGGACUUAUUUUUUUAAAAGUCCAGCUGUCUGGCUAUCAUUUCUAUCACUUUUGUUAAUAUAUCUGAAGACUCUUUUGGUUUUUUCACAUACACAAUUACAUCAACUGAGUUUUCCAUUUCCUUGCAAUCACUAUGCUUUUCAUACCUUUUCCUUAUUUUAUUGACUAUCCAGGACCUUGUUCAUUCAUUCAUGUUUCUCAUCCCAUGGAAUCUCAGGUGCAAAGAUUCUGAUUAAUCAUAACUCUUGGUUCAUGACACAGUUUCAUGUUUGUUCUGCUGUGGCUGAUUUUACUUGGAUAGUUUUAGUUGUGUUUUAAUUACACAAUUAUUGAUUUUUAAUGUGGCCAAAGUUAUCAUUUUUUUUCUUUUAGUCAAUACUGUCUUGUCUUAAAAUUUUUCUUACCUGAGGUUUAAAAGAUUAUUUACCUACAUUUGUCACUAAG
Molecule: messenger RNA, 4943 nt
Organism: Vicugna pacos (alpaca)
Lineage: Eukaryota; Metazoa; Chordata; Mammalia; Artiodactyla; Camelidae
Source: RefSeq, a predicted model, not a curated record